AUGCUGACCUCCAUACAGCUGAUCGCGCUCAUCCUGCUGACGGACAUCGACUCUGUUGUGGCGGAGAAAAUUUUCCACAGCAGGGACCACUCCGAUGUAGAAGUACCUGCCUCGCAACAGGCUGAACUCAUAACCGAUAAAGUCACCGCACAGCAAUUUCUCUCCAAGUAUGGCUUCAUAAAGCCAGUCAACUGGGAGGAAAUCCAAUUUGAAAACGAAGAAGCCAUUCCCUACAAUGACAACCCCGCUCCCGGCGACAUAAUGUCAGUGAUUCAGGAAAGUGGAUCUGUAUCCCGCGCAGGGAUUAAAGACGAAUCGGACGACCCCGCCGAGAGUCCCGAGUUCGUCUCUGCCCUCAAGGAGUUCCAGAGGAUGUCGGGCCUCUCCGUCACAGGUGUGUUUGACGACGCCACCAGAGCUGCCAUGAACGAGCCCAGGUGCGGCGUCCCAGACAAAGAGGCCACGGCAAAGUCCACCAACGCGCAAAAUUCCAGUAACGGCACAGCCGGUAACGUUACGGCCAGUGAGGCCGCGAACUUCACAGUCAACGGCACAAGAGACCGGCCUGCGUACACGGCGGUCUCCAGAGAGAAGCGGCACUUGAAAACGCUACUGCUGGCCGGGAGAAGACGUAAGAGAGAGGCUGGAGGACCGGGGCAGAUGGCCUUCUCCAAGAAGGUCCUUAAGUGGAGGCUAAUAGGAGAGGGCUACAGCAGCCAGCUGUCUAUCGAUGACCAGCGGUACAUCUUCAGGCUGGCCUUCCGGAUGUGGAGCGAGGUGUGCCCGCUGGAGUUUGAGGAGGACACGCGCUCCCCCUUGGCAGAAAUUGACAUCAGGCUGGGGUUUGGAACAGGGCGGCACUUGGGGUGCACGCAGAGAUUCGACGGCGCCGGGCGAGAGUUUGCCCACGCGUGGUUCCAGGGGGACAUCCACUUCGACGACGAUGAGCACUUCACCGCGCCCAAUACGGGCAACGGGAUCAGCCUCCUCAAAGUGGCUGUGCAUGAGAUCGGCCACGUCCUGGGCUUGACCCACAUCCACAGGGCCAGCUCCAUCAUGCAGCCCAGCUACCUGCCCCAGGACACAGGCUUCGAGAUUGACUGGCUGGACAGGAAGGCCAUACAGCAGCUAUAUGGUUCUUGCAAGGGUCGCUUCAACACAGUGUUUGACUGGGUACGGAAGGAGAGGACUCCAUACGGGGAGGUGGUCAUCCGGUUCAACACCUACUUCAUGCGGGAUGGCUGGUACUGGCUGUACGAGAACCGGAACAACCGGACCCGCUACGGCGACCCGGUGGCGGUGCAGGUGGGCUGGCACGGCAUCCCCACUGACGGCGUGGACGCCUACGUGCAUGUGUGGACCUGGAGCACUGACACCGUCUACUUCUUCAAAGGCACUCAGUACUGGAGAUACGACAGCGAGAACGACCGGGUGUACACGGAGGACUCCGAGGGACGCCGCUACCCCAGGCUCAUCUCCGAGGGCUUCCCCGGGAUCCCCGGCCCCGUCGACACGGCCUUCUUCGACAGGAGGGACUCCCACAUCUACUUUUUCAAAGGCUCAGAUGUGUACGCCUUUGAUGUGAACGCCAACGCCAGGGCGCGCGGUUACCCGAAGAAGCUGGCGGAGGCGUUCCCUGCUGUGGUGCCCAACGACCACCCGGGGGGCCACCUGGACGCAGCCUACUUCUCUUACACGCACAACGCCGUCUUCCUGCUGAAGGAUACGCGGUUCUGGAGGGUGGUGAGCAGCAAGGACCGCCUUCUCCGGCCCUCCCUGCCCCACAACGGGCUGCUGCCACACCAAGAGGUGCACCAGCAGUGGUUUGACAUCUGCAACGUGCACGCCACAGCUCUGAAAAUGAGUGGCUGA
Megalops cyprinoides (Indo-Pacific tarpon) is the source of this 1872-nucleotide messenger RNA. It is a transcript of the gene mmp21, whose product is annotated as matrix metallopeptidase 21. NCBI's taxonomy places the organism in Eukaryota, Metazoa, Chordata, Actinopteri, Elopiformes, Megalopidae. Gene Ontology annotation, molecular function: zinc ion binding; metalloendopeptidase activity. The record is from RefSeq and is a predicted model, not a curated record. Gene Ontology annotation, biological process: extracellular matrix organization; proteolysis; collagen catabolic process. The transcript is spliced from 7 exons. Bases 1 to 1872 code for a protein of 623 amino acids. Gene Ontology annotation, cellular component: extracellular matrix.